Candidozyma duobushaemuli is the source of this 1173-nucleotide messenger RNA. RefSeq names its product SCF ubiquitin ligase complex subunit. Gene Ontology annotation, cellular component: SCF ubiquitin ligase complex. Gene Ontology annotation, biological process: SCF-dependent proteasomal ubiquitin-dependent protein catabolic process. The record is from RefSeq and is a predicted model, not a curated record. The transcript has a single exon. Gene Ontology annotation, molecular function: protein binding. NCBI's taxonomy places the organism in Eukaryota, Fungi, Ascomycota, Pichiomycetes, Serinales, Metschnikowiaceae. The coding region runs from base 1 to 1173 and encodes 390 amino acids.
AUGGCCCUCUCAAAUACAGAUACACAAGCCAUUUCGCUCUUUGAGCAAGCCAUGGAAAAGGAGCAGCAUGGCUCCAUGUCAGACGCCGUGGGGUUCUACAGACAAGCAUUUCGACUCAAUGAGCAGGUGGAUAGAUUGUACCGGCAGGAGCGAGUGCCUCAGGCGAUCCAGAAACUUAAAGCUGAGCACGGAAAGAACGUGGCACACAAGGUCAAUGAAGAGGAGGUGGGGAAAAUAGACGUUGAUCGCUUGCUAGCACUGUGGGAGCAUGUGGAAGCACAGGCUCCGAACAAGGACGAUCCGGACCACUGGAACGAUGACGUGGUUGUAAAAAUUGACAAUUUGGCGUUGAAUGCACCGGAUGAGGAGGUAUCGCCUCUAAUAGACCUCCCGGGUGAAGUAUGGGUUAGGGUUUUGGGAUUCUUACAGGAGUCACUGCCCGAGCUGUGGUUCCAAUUUGGCAUGACGUGCAAGAAACACGCUUAUUUGGCGUUUGCUCUGUCGGCAUUGUGGGAGAAGCUAUGUUACUUGAUCUACCCGCAUCAAAGACACGAGACGGCUGCUCUCAACGAUCCAAAGGAAUUGUAUGCUAAAAGCGGGUCGUGGAAGAAAGUGCUAUGGGAAAAUCCUUUUGUGAAGUUUAUGGGCUGCUACAUUAGCGUGGUCAAUUACUAUACUGAGGGUGGUAGAGGUGAGUACUCUCUCAACUGGUCUAACCCAGUGAAAACAAAUACCUACUAUCGAUAUCUUCGAUUGUACCCUGAUGGCGUAUGUCUCAUGGCAUUGACGGCAUUGGACCCAACGAAAGUGGUUCAUCGGAUGACGAGGAGCAACACGAACAAGUGCAUCAUGGAAACUAAGGAUGUUGCCCUUCACUUCAACCCUGCCACACAUCCUCACAAAAUAUACACUGGUGGCUGGAGUCUAAAAAAAAAUGGCGAGUUGGAAAUUCGUCUUUACCAGGGAUCUGUUCCUUACUACACGUUCUACUACUAUUUCAAGAUCAAGAGUCUAGGGCAAAAGCCAAAUUACAGCAAGUUGCUGUGGGUACGCUAUUUCGCUGUUGAAAAGACGGAAUCGGGUGAUGCUCCUACUGGUGAUGAAGUGGACUUUUCCUUGAAGAAUGAGACUUCGUUCAAGUUUUCAAGAGUCAAAUCUUUCACAAAUGAGUGA